Zootermopsis nevadensis is the source of this 2505-nucleotide messenger RNA. Lineage: Eukaryota; Metazoa; Arthropoda; Insecta; Blattodea; Termopsidae. The record is from RefSeq and is a predicted model, not a curated record.
UGUCUUUUGUUUUCUAGGACGUCGUAAGGGACAGGGGAAACUACUUGUCAUCGGACAGUGCCCUCGGUUACUGGGGGAUAUUUGAAGACCCGCUAACAGAAAUACUCUACACUGGAGGGGUUGAAAUGUCGCUCUCAAGAUGAGAAAAAUAAUGACAAGUUCACAGAAGUCGCCAAAACAUGUUUAAGUAACAUGUCCAGUUGGGACAGUCCCACCGUCAACAACAACAACAACAACAACAAAGAUUACAAUAGCGGUAGAUAUAAUGAAAACAGACACCUCAAUAACAGGGAUUCUUAUGACGGUAAUGCGGACAAUAACCACGAAAGUACUCGUAAUACCAACGGAGGCAACGAUAAUGAUUAUGGAAUGUGGAGAAAACAGCAAACUUCUGGAGGAUACGGUUUCGGUUAUGGCUACCCUGAUUCCCAGCGAAACCCAUAUUAUAAUCCUAGAUCAGGGAUUAGAUCGAGGGGUAGCCAAGACAGAAACAGCCAAAGGAAAAACAGUAACAACAGUGCAAAGAACAAUAACACAAAUUCUACGCUUGAAUUACACGAGAGUUCUCCACUGGAACAGGUUGAGCCAUGCAUCAUACACUGCAUUUUUCAAGAGAUGCGUAUGUUAGAUGACUCAGCAGAACCGGACGAAUCAAUGGUAAUAAAAGUAAUGACCAAGAAGAUUCGUGACCCAGAAGUGAGAGACUUUAUUGAAGAAUCUGUUGAAGACUGUUUUGAGUUAUUGGAGAUGGAUAACAAAAGAAAUAAAUGUGAAUAUUCCAAGAAUUUAGCUUUGUGUCUUGAGGAGAAAGGCAGAAGGCUUGUUGAAACAGUCAAUACACCAGGAGACAUCACUUACCUUAUUGGUCCUGUGGUGAAAUUGCUGCCUUGUCACAAUAUCAGUGUUAAGAAAACUGCUUAUUCAGUUCUACCAAGGAUUUGUUCACUUCACCCAGAUGCAUCUUUUCUAGCUGCCAACACGAUAUUGCAGGACUGCAGAGAUCCGAAUCCUGCGGUGAAAUGUUUGGCUGUGUCUACACUUUGUUCUCUUCCACCAUUACUGCAGGAACACGCAGGCCAUGCACUGAAUGCUGCUCUGAAGGAUGGAAAUCCCAGGGUUCGACAAACAGCGGUGAUGGGAUGCUCAAAAGUGUUCAAGCAUGUGCAGCAUCUGAUGUUUGAACAGGGUUUUGUUGAUAGAUUAUAUGAAAGUAUACGAGACAGUGAUCCAGUGGUUGUAACCAGCAGUCUUCUGGUAUUAGAUACAGUACUGGCGUCUGAAGGAGGGGUCGUCGUUAGUCGAAACAUGGCUGCUUACCUUUUACAACGACUGGAAGAUUUCCCAGAUCCACAGUUGGCAACGGUUCUAGAAGUCCUCAGCAAAUACAAACCGCAGGAAGAGGAGGAGUUAUUUAAAGAACUAAGUAUGCUGGAUCCGUUCCUCGUCCAUUCUUCCAGUGCUGCUGUUGUAGUGAACUGUGUAAAGCUGUUCUUGAAGCUUACCGAAGAAAAACACCCUCACCUUAAAACUGAAAUAAUACAGAGAGUCGUAACUGUACUGAAGCAGUUUUUAUCAUCUGGAUCUUCCAGAGAAUCGGCAAACCACGUUCUUGACUUUGUUCUUUUGCUGACUGAAGACAUUGAUUGGCUCGUUCAAUUUUAUGAUUCACCGCAUCUGUUCUAUCCUCAGAAAUAUAACACUGAUUUGGAACUUGCUCUGAAAAAGCUCCGUGUAUUACCGUACAUAUGUACAGAGUCAAAUUUCAAAGAAAUUUUACAUACUUUGGAGGAAAAAUACUGCAGAAUACCAAAGACAUGUACAGAUUCAAUUGCCUGCGUAUGUUUAAUAUCAACUCGCAUGCCUCAUUUUGCUGGUUCUGAAUGUCUUAAUGUUUUAAUUGCGCUGUUGGACAGUGGUGACCAUAUAGCAUGUGACGGCGUUCUUAACAGAUUGCAGGACUUCAACUUGGUUGGUUUCAAGGAUGACGAAAUAAGAACCCUAAUAAGGAAAGUACUAAUGAAAAUCGAUCUGUCUAUAAAAGAUGUUCCUUAUAUUCUCCCUAUUUUAUUAGGAGAAUUUGGAGAACUGGUUGAUGAACAGUCACCGUACGUUCUUGAAUCCUUGGCUCGUAACUUUGAACUCUAUGAUGAUGGUAUGCAGAGUUUAACAUUUACAGCUGCUCUUAAAAUGUUUCUUAAGAUGCCUGCCAAAUGCCAGCACAUUUUUGGAGAAAUUAUGGAGAAAUGUCUUCACGAUAUGAUGAGAAAUGAUUCAGAAAAGAUGCUUGCCUUGCAGCAGAGAGCCUUGAAAUAUUAUCAACUUCUGAAGGUAGAUGUACAUCUCGUGAGAAAAAUGCUGAUAGCACAAUAGCUUUAAACAAUAUAUUUACAUGUGUAAAAGAAAAGUAUACAUGAUACAUUUUGGAGAAUUAAUGAAAGUAAACCGACUACAGAAUGAAUUAUGAAUACUAAUUAUAAUUGAAAUAUAAUUUCCUCCUCCAAGUAA